Molecule: messenger RNA, 3987 nt
Organism: Melopsittacus undulatus (budgerigar)
Lineage: Eukaryota; Metazoa; Chordata; Aves; Psittaciformes; Psittaculidae
Gene: SPTLC1
Product: serine palmitoyltransferase long chain base subunit 1
Exons: 16
Coding region: 27-1478 (483 amino acids)
Biological process (GO): ceramide biosynthetic process; sphingosine biosynthetic process
Cellular component (GO): endoplasmic reticulum
Molecular function (GO): pyridoxal phosphate binding; serine C-palmitoyltransferase activity
Source: RefSeq, a predicted model, not a curated record
AGAAGGCGGAAGUAGGGAUCGCGGCUAUGGCGGCAGCUGGCGUGGGGCAGCAGUGGGUGUUAGUGGAGAUGGUGCAGGCCUUCUACGAGGUCAGAUCCUACCUGAGAAUGCUGGCUCCUACUUACCAUCUCAUUUUAGAAGGAAUUCUGAUUCUAUGGAUAAUCAGACUUCUUUUCUCCAAGACAUACAAGCUUCAAGAGAGAUCUGAUUUAACACCUAAGGAAAAAGAAGAGUUGAUUGAAGAAUGGCAGCCAGAGCCUCUUGUACCUCCUGUGCCAAAAGAUCACCCAGCUCUCAACUACAACAUUGUUUCAGGUCCUCCCACCCAUAUAAUCACUGUUAAUGGCAAGGAAUGUAUAAACUUUGCAUCAUUUAACUUUCUUGGACUUUUGGAUAAUGAAAAUGUUAAGACUGCAGCUCAGGCAUCUCUGAAGAAAUAUGGUGUUGGCACUUGUGGACCUAGAGGAUUCUAUGGUACUUUUGAUGUGCACUUGGAAUUAGAGGAACGACUAGCAAAAUUCAUGAGGACAGAGGAAGCUAUUAUAUACUCUUAUGGAUUUGCAACAAUUGCUAGUGCUAUUCCUGCAUAUUCAAAAAGAGGGGACAUUGUGUUUGUAGAUGAAGCUGCUUGCUUUGCUAUUCAGAAGGGAUUACAAGCAUCUCGUAGUAACAUCAAAUUAUUUAAGCAUAAUGAUAUGGCUGACCUUGAGCGACUGUUGAAAGAACAAGAGACUGAAGAUCAAAAGAAUCCUCGUAAGGCCCGUGUAACUCGAAGGUUUAUUGUAGUAGAAGGAUUGUAUAUGAACACAGGAGACAUUUGCCCUCUUCCAGAAUUGAUAAAACUGAAGUAUAAAUACAAAGUUAGAAUAUUUUUGGAGGAAAGCCUUUCAUUUGGAGUCCUUGGAGAACAUGGAAGAGGAAUCACUGAACACUUUGGAAUAAAUAUUGAUGAUAUAGAUCUUAUUAGUGCAAACAUGGAAAAUUCACUGGCUUCUAUUGGAGGAUUUUGCUGUGGAAGAUCUUUUAUUAUUGACCAUCAGCGAUUAUCUGGUCAAGGCUACUGUUUCUCUGCAUCCCUACCUCCUUUGUUAGCUGCAGCUGCUAUUGAGGCUCUGAAUAUUAUGGAAGAUAAUCCAGGUAUUUUUCAGACUCUCCGGGCUAAGUGUGAACGAAUUCACAAAGCUUUACAGGGGAUUUCUGGCUUAAAAGUAGUGGGAGAAACUUUUUCUCCAGCAUUGCACUUACAGUUGGAAGAAAGCCAUGGAUCUCGGGAAAAUGAUGUCAAGUUACUCAAAAGAGUUGUGGAUUAUUGCAUGAAUAGUGGUAUUGCAUUAACUCAGGCCUGCUAUCUGGAGAAAGAAGAAAAAUGUCUUCCUCCACCCAGUAUUCGAGUAGUGGUAACAGUGGAACAAACAGAACAAGAGCUGGACAAAGCUGCGUCACUUAUUAAGGAAGCUGCACAGUCUGUAUUGAAUUAGACUGCUGGAUUGGAUUCCUCUUUCCCAACUUACCAGGUUGUGUUUUACACUAUGUAGUGACUUCCAGGUUUUUCCACUCAUGACACUGAAAUAUGUCUGAGUAACAAGAUUGUUCCAGAACAGUACAAAUGCAGUGAGGGGAAGAAUGCUGAAUUUUUGGACCUAUGAAUGACACAGUGUACUUGCAAUUCACUCUACCACUUACCAGCAUUUUUUCAAAUGGGAUAUCACUGUUGCAUAUAUGACUCUUUCAUAAGUUGCAUCUAAGAAGUUUUCAGUUGAUUUCUUCAAACGCUUACAUGUUUUAAAAAAUGUGUAUGAAUGUUGUUUUCUUCCAAAACAUCUAAAAUGUAUCACUUUCUCCACAUAUCCUUAGAAUUUAGGAACUUCAAACAAGUUUCAAGGAAAUCUCCACACGCACACCCUAAAGAUAGGCUGUUCCUAAUACUGUCAAAAGGGAGAAAAUAACACUUUAAGAGAUGAUUUUAUGCUAUGUUAUGUCAUUUAUGAUUGAACUAUAGAAGGAACAUAAAUUCCUUUUUUGUUUAUAUCUUUCCCUAACCAUUUUUGCAAACCAAGUUUUAAGAAUGUCUGGCCAGAUAAUUCCAUUCUCUAAAUGCUAAAUCCAUAUUAAAUACUACUUUCUUCCUGCAUUUCACACGUAAUUAUAUGCAUGUUUGAUACUAUGGGUGAGGUUUUUCAUAUGUUUAACUGUAAAACAUGUAACCUGAAAAUUGAAAUUCAUGUAAUUCCUUUAUAGUAUGUUCAGUCAGGCAGACUUUGUGCUCUUCUUGAAAAGGAGUUAUAAGCAGCAUGAAGAAUGAAUGAAGAUUUUGAAACAGCAACUCUGUACUAGUUUAGUCAAACUACUUUGAAGCGCUAUAAUGGUGUGUGCUACAUUUUGUUUCUGAGCAGCUAUACCUUAGAGGGAAAGAUGGAUAGCCAAUAAGAGUUUAGAUUGUAGAAAGAUUACUGAAACACAACUCAAUACUUGCACAUAAAAACCCUACAUAACUGGAUAGUAAUAUAUGGAGGUUAUGCUGUCCAGAUUUUCAGGAAGCACAGAUGGACUUUACAGAGAUGGACACAUUACACCUAUCAGAGGAAACUGGUAAGGAAGAAUGACAGUCAACUGUACCUUCUUAUAAAAUAAAAAUGAUAGCUAUGUAGUUCAGAAUUUUGCUUUAAGAAUGCCUGGUCUGUCUUCUGGGUUAUUUUGUAUUUAUGUGCCUUUUUGGUUGCUGCUACAGGACUAUUUUUUGAGAAACAUUUUUGUUUAAAUAAAAAGUUAAUCAUGUUUGAUUCAGAUUUUUACUUAUUGUAUAAUUAGAUUUUGUAGCAUGAUCAACUGUAUUUUGUUGAAUAUUCUGUGUCAGAUAUGCACAGUCUGUGUUGCCUCCUUCAGUUUAUAAUGACUGUCCAUACACUGGCUUUCAAAACUUCUCAGCUGCAGGCACUCAGAUAAACCACCUAAAGCUGUGUUGGUGCACCACUGUGACUGUUGCUUGACUGUUUGAAAUAGUCAAAUCAUUAUCUGCUGUGCAACACAGAGGAACAGUCACUGCAAUGUGAAAGAGUAUUCCUAUUUCACUGACAUUUGUGUUUUCUCUAUUAACUGUGAGUAAAAGCUUGUGAGAAGCCAACAGUUCCAAAGAGUGAAAACAUGGGGAGGGAAGCUGAUUCCCAUUUCACAGACUGGAACUGAAGUGCAGAACAAUCAACCUACUCAAGACUAUCAGAAAUUAGAGUGGAUAAUAUAAACCUGAAUCAAGCCUUUGAUGUGUAAGAUGGGAACAAAUGAGGUACUUUGAUUCCAGUGCAGCAUAAUAAAUGGGUUUGGAGUUCAAGGUAAACCUGUGAAGGUAAGCAAAUCACCAAUUAGCAUUGAAAUACUAGGUUGCAGGAUCUAUAUUCACUUCUUGGCUUUUAUUUUUUUUAUUAUUUUUAUAUAUAUUUUUUUUUAAAAACUGUCUGCAAAUGGGAACUCUCUUGUUGCAUUUUUGAGAAUUGGCAGCACUCUUUAGAUACAGGGGUUUGUUUCGUUGGUUUUCGUUUGGAGUUUGUUUGUUUGUUUUUUCAGUUUAAAGUAAAGUGAUAAUACCUAAAUUUCCAGGAAGCAGGGUGGAAUCUCUGGCAAUUUUGAAGCUCAGACUUCAAACGUUCUGAUGAAACUAAAGUUCAGGUGUGUUGCUGAGAGAUACUAUUAUCCAAUUAAUUUUGCAAAUAAACCCAGCAACAAACCGUUGGAAAAAUGGCCUUUGUCGAUUUUUGUUGUCCACAGGUGUAUAGAAAAGAAGCAUUUAGAUCACACUAAAGUGAGCGCUUUGUGAUUAAUAGCACCUGAAGUACUGUUAUAAUGUGUGUUUUACUGACAAGUUAUAUAUGCAGUCUCUGUGAGAAAUUAAGGCACUUAUGAGAUGUAGUUGAUGGAGAGAUGUAUCCCUGGUCAAUUUAAGCAUGUCUGGUUCUCUUUUUUCUUUUCUAAUAAAUGUCUCUGACAUGGCAAGCA